Morchella sextelata is the source of this 474-nucleotide messenger RNA. RefSeq lists its product as uncharacterized. Bases 1 to 474 code for a protein of 157 amino acids. NCBI's taxonomy places the organism in Eukaryota, Fungi, Ascomycota, Pezizomycetes, Pezizales, Morchellaceae. The record is from RefSeq and is a predicted model, not a curated record. The transcript is spliced from 6 exons.
AUGACGAGACAUGACGGGUAUCUACAUUGCACCCCAAACCCCGAUCAGCGAAUACGAAACCGGCUUUCCUACCCCGCGCCCACAACCCACCCGCACAUGCCAAGAAUUAGUACCGCAUCCCGGAUUAGUACCGCGUCUGGCCAGAAGAGGCAUCGGCCGCGGCCUGUGCUAGUCUGGAUUCUGGAGCGACGGAUCGGUGGUGGCCCAGCACGUAUACAACACACAAAACUGCGAGCCCGGCGGUGCAAAAGUGACUACACCCCCGCCACGCACAGACCGGGAACAGACCAAGGAUCGAUAUCCGGGUUCGACUCCCCCGGGCCCGGGAAUCAUGAGGUGUCACUCGGCAUUAUCACGGCCCGUGCCCGUGCCCGUACUCGUACUCGUAUUCGUGCGCUAUCCACCAGCCGGGCGGUCGGGCGCGCGCGGGGUGCUUCUGCGCCGGGUCUGGCGAGGGGCGAAUGGCAGACAUAA